Molecule: messenger RNA, 3498 nt
Organism: Caenorhabditis remanei
Lineage: Eukaryota; Metazoa; Nematoda; Chromadorea; Rhabditida; Rhabditidae
Exons: 13
Coding region: 1-3498 (1165 amino acids)
Biological process (GO): activation of GTPase activity
Molecular function (GO): guanyl-nucleotide exchange factor activity; protein binding
Source: RefSeq, a predicted model, not a curated record
AUGUCCAAUGUACCAUCAACAGACGCCCAGAUGCCACAGACUACAACGACGACGACGACGACGAAAAUGCGAUUGCCCAAUGUUAAGGAGCUUGCCAAGAGAUUCGAGACUGGAGCCCGAAUCGAGCACAAACCGGUGACCGCAAAACGGAUUGGCAAGUUCCGAGUGGUUGAAAACAUUCAACAGCCGUGUACCUCCUCCUCCUCCUCCCCAUCCUGCCGAGUAAUUCGUGGCAGCGCUAUUCCGCGACGAAAAAGUUCGUUGAAACGACGAACGCGGAGCAAUAGCGAGUUGGCAGCAGCAGUGCUCGUCGUCACAUCUUCUGACUUUCGGAAGAGCAAAUCGACGGACGACUUCUCGCCCUCUGGAGGAGGAGCAACGACUUCUGUUUCUUCACAGGAGGCUCCGCCCAGUGAUAACAAGUAUACAGAGAGUGCGGAAUCAUCGCCAAGGCCUGCUCCUAGGUUACGUCUCCAAACAACAAGCAUGAUUGUUGAAUCCACAAAGAAGGACACCAUCCCAGUCUACGAGGAGCGUUGUCGGGUCUCCCUAACCAUUCCGAGUCAGGAACCGUCCUCCUCCUCAGCGGUAUCCCCUCCGCCACCAAUACCCAGUGCGCCACCGUCCAGGGAACGUAUCAAACGGAUACCUUCUUAUUUGAAGCCGACACCAGCGCCAAGGUCGAGUACGCUACCGAGACCGCGGCCGCCACCACCGCCGACUGCUCCACCGGUUAACUUCAGGAGCUCCACGCUGAAUUCUAAUUCUGGAGCCCUGCCUAGAAUCCCCAACAUCCCGGUGCCAGAUGUUCCGUCGUCCGCAACAGCUACAGUAGCUACAGUAACCGACGACGACGACUGCUACGAAGAAAUUAUGCUGGUCACCUCCCAAGAAUGUAUCCCUACUCAUAUCAAGUCCAAUUCGGAAUACUCUUACGAGUCGACAGACUUCACACGCUCAGAUCCGUUUGCUACAGUACCCCGAAGGUCACAGCUACAGUAUCCUAGAGUCUCCCAGGACGAAGAAAUUUUCGAUGAGGCCGAGGAGGAGUUUGAGGUUCCUACUACGGUAGUAAAAGAGAGAUUCCAGUCUGCCACAAUGCAACGGGCGCCGAAGAGCUCGAAGAGGAUGAGCUCGAUGGAGUUGGAGAAGUUGUUCAGGUUUAAGAGCGAGUUGCAGUUGAAUUUGUCGAAAAAGGUUGGCCAAUUACGACAAAAAGUCGGCGACAAACAAGCGAAACGACGAUCUAAGUGCCACGUUAGUGUCGACUUGCUCGACACGGAUUUUAGUGCUACGAUGUCCAAAUCGUCUUGCGUUGAUAAACCGUUCCAGGAUGACGACCAUAUUUAUGGAGAUGAUUGGAGCAGUGAUGAUGAUGAUGUUUAUCAUGAUGACCGUCGCUCUUCAAUGUACCGACAACUAGAGGAACAACUCAACAAAGCUUUUCCCGAAUACGCGUCGAGAUCUCAACUCUCAUCCUCUGACUACGAAUCCGCCGACAUCCUUCUCUCCGACCCCCCAUUGAUUCCCCAACGUCCCAUCUCCUCGACAAUCAUGCCGGACACUGAAAAGUACGUGGCUCGUCCCGCGGUCGGUCACCUGCCAUUAGAUGACUCAUGGUCCGCCACCUCCACAUCUGUCCCCGAUGAGCCAUCACCCGCAGAAGAGGAAUACAAGAGACAGUACACGUGUCGAAUGGUUCCCAACGAGCAGCCGUUGUAUCAACAUUAUAUGAUGGAGGCUGUAGUGGUUGCAAAUGAAAAUGAAGAGAAAGUUGUGAUGGAGGAGAUUAAGGAGGAGCCAGUGGAGAUGCCUAUUAUUCCAGAAGUCGUCGCGUUGAAACCAGCGACCCGCCGCGAGUCGUCCAUCUCCUCUGACUCUGGCCGUGGCGCCGACUGCUCUACGACCUCCGCCUCCGCCCUCACAUCCAACACAUCCAUGAGACGUGACCGUCUCGUCGGAACAUCGAACUUCGGCUCCCAACGAAGUCUCUGGUGUGAGCUACCGGAAGUCCGUGCCGCCGGACUACUCGAGAAGCUCGACGACGCGUGUAAACUGAGACAGGAGGCCUACUUCGAGGUGAUCACGUCGGAAGCGAGUUAUUUGAGAUCACUGAAUGUUCUGAUCACUCAUUUUAUGGCGAGCCCGCAGAUGCUGGGGUCGAAGUCAACGUUGUCAGUGUUGUCGGAUUCUGAUAGGAAGCAUCUGUUCAGUAAUAUAUUCGCUGUGAGGGAUUGUUCCGAGAGACUCCUCUGCGACCUGGAAACCCGUCUCGAGGAGAAUCUGAUCCUCGACGACAUCUGCGACAUACUCUCGGAACAUUUCGAGAAAUACUUCGAGGUCUACAUCAAAUACUGCUCCAAUCAAGUCUACCAAGACCGCACAUUGCGUCGCCUGAAAUCCGACAACGCCGGUUUCCUGUCAGCAGUGCAGAGACUAGAAGAGAAUAAGCAAUGCCAGGGACUAGACAUGAGAAGUUUUUUGAUGCUUCCAAUGCAACGAAUCACCCGGUACCCCCUCCUACUGUACGCUAUCCUGGAUAGAAUCCCAACUAGUGAUGAGAGAUAUAAAACUGCCACCGACGCUCUAACAUCUUCGAAUCGGGUGGUACGGGAUUGCAACGAGGGCGCCAGAAGGAUGGAGAGAACGGAGCAGUUGCUAGAUAUAGAUCGCCGAUUAAUCUACAAAGACGCGGAUCUCAAGAGGAUCCCCCUGGUGUCCAAUAGCAGGUACCUGGUCAAAAAAGGAGUUCUGACCCAGCUAGUGGAACGGAGAUCCUCAAACAUCCUGCAAAGUCGGCAGAAAGCACGGACCCUUCAUGUCUUCCUGUUCUCCGAUAUGAUCAUGAUUACGAAAAAGAAGUUAAACGGAACAUUUGUGUGUAAGGACUACGCGUCGAGAAGAUUCGUUGAUAUGCAACCGAUUGAGCCGGAUAACCCGAAAAUUCCCAUUGGAGCUGUUAGUAACCUGGUCGGACGGCCCCAUUUGUUCUUGUGUACCCUUAUGAGGAAUGCCAGGGAGAAGCAGACAGAGUUGUUGCUAUCUGCGGAUAGUGAGACGGAUCGGGAGCGGUGGUUGAGUGCAGUCAGACCUCCUACAUCUACUAACCCGGAAGAGCGAAUCUACGCCGAGUGGGAUUGUCCACAGGCGGUCGUCAUGCAUGCCUACCAGCCAUCUCAGGCCGAUGAACUACUUCUCAAUGUUGGCGACUCGUUGAACAUUCUAAGGAAGAUGCCAGAUGGAUGGCUGUACGGAGAACGAGCUGGCGACGGGAUGGGCGGAUGGUUUCCGUCAUCGUACGUCCAACCGAUCAUCAACGAUCACACACGAGCGAAUAACUAUCGACAACGGCUACGUAUCAUACAGGCAGCGGCGGGUUGGCACGGAAACGCUUCUCCUUCGACAACUCGGAGUGGGGGGAUGCCCCUGAUGGAUCGUCUCCGCCGGAUGUCCAAUCCGAAGUCAUAUUUCACUCAGUCUGGCACUGUCGGACUGUAA